AAAUCAAAAUGCAGAACAAAACCAUUUGCAAUUUGUUUCUUUUAUCUCUUCUUCUUCUCAAACCCUGCAUCGGCAAUGCCAAAACUUCCAAUAACGGGGGCUUCGCCUCUACCAGUGGGACACAUUUCGUGAUGAAGGGGCGACCGUUCUACACUAACGGGUUCAAUGCUUAUUGGAUGAUGUACGUGGCAGGGGACCCGAUAAUGAGAUAUCAGGUGUCCAAUGCAUUUCAACAAGCAAAUAGUUAUGGACUAAAUGUUGUCAGAGCCUGGGCUUUUAGCGAUGGAGGUUACAGAGCUCUUCAAAUUUCACCUGGCAAUUAUGAUGAGAAUAUGUUUAAGGCAUUGGACUUUGUGAUAUCUGAGGCUAAGAAGAAUGGAGUUUAUUUAAUACUAAGUUUGGCCAAUAACUGGGAGGAGUAUGGCGGGAAGAAGCAGUAUGUGCAGUGGGCUAAGGAUCAAGGGCAGUGGUUGAACUCUGAUGAUGAUUUCUUUAGAAAUUAUCUCACAAAGCAAUUCUACAAGAACCAUGUCAAUGCUGUUCUCACGAGAAAGAACUCGAUAACGGGAGUAAUGUACAAGGAUGAUCCUACCAUCUUUGCAUGGGAGCUCAUGAACGAACCCCGUUGCCAGAGUGAUAACUCUGGUGCAACUUUGCAGAAUUGGAUUUCGGAAAUGGCUGUUUAUGUGAAAUCUAUCGAUAGUAACCAUAUGCUUGAAGCUGGACUAGAAGGAUUCUAUGGCCACUUGAGGCCUGACAGGAGACGGUACAAUAUUGGUUAUGAAGUUGGGUCCGAUUUCAUCGCCAACAAUCAGAUCCCUCAAAUUGAUUUCACUACCACCCAUAUAUACGCUGAUGAAUGGAUCAAUGGGGCUGAUGAUAAUGCAGAAACAACUUUCCUCCAGAGUUGGAUCGCAUCACAUACUCAAGAUGCAGGAUCCUUAGGAAAACCACUCAUGAUCACAGAAUUUGGAAGAUCAUCGAAACAAUUCAGCUCUGCACAGAGGGAUGCAUACUAUCGGGCUACAUAUACCACAAUCUAUGCACUGGCGAGAUCUGGUGGUGCUUGCUCCGGUGCUCUCUUCUGGCAGUUUCUCGGCCAAGGAAUGGAUAACUUCAGAGAUGGAUAUGAAGUUGUUUUCCAAGAUUGCCCCUCCACAUCGAGCAUAAUUUCACAGCAGUCUCGAAGAAUUGAGAGCCUGAACAAUCCUUUGACUAUGUUUGAUACCAAGAAACUGGAGAAGACCAAGGACUACCUAGGAGGAAUGUUAACGUAAUACUUAGAGAAAUUAACUAUUUGCCUUUGUUUCUUCACAGGGGAUGAGUUGAUUCAUCCAUUUGUAGAAAUAAAUCUAUAAGGAAAAGAGGAUAGAGUUAAAUUGUAUUGUGUUUGCCCCAUUUUCA
Asparagus officinalis (garden asparagus) is the source of this 1404-nucleotide messenger RNA. Its product is annotated as putative mannan endo-1,4-beta-mannosidase 9. Bases 9 to 1277 code for a protein of 422 amino acids. The record is from RefSeq and is a predicted model, not a curated record. The transcript has 5 exons. NCBI's taxonomy places the organism in Eukaryota, Viridiplantae, Streptophyta, Magnoliopsida, Asparagales, Asparagaceae. Gene Ontology annotation, molecular function: hydrolase activity, hydrolyzing O-glycosyl compounds.